Heterostelium album PN500 is the source of this 702-nucleotide messenger RNA. RefSeq lists its product as uncharacterized. Bases 1 to 702 code for a protein of 233 amino acids. The record is from RefSeq and is a predicted model, not a curated record. The transcript has 2 exons. NCBI's taxonomy places the organism in Eukaryota, Evosea, Eumycetozoa, Acytosteliales, Acytosteliaceae.
AUGAAUUUAAGAUCAACAUUUUUACUAAUCAUUAUUUAUAUAUUUUCAACUACAAAUUUAAUGAUGGCUUCAAAAAUUCACUUGUCAUGGGAUUCAAAUAAUAUCAUCGAUAGAACAAGAUAUUCAAACUCUGGUAAAUCACCAGUAGAGUUUUCUGAUUCAGAUACUGUUGUGACCAGACAUGAGAGAUUGAACGGUGAUGACUUCCCACCAAUUAGAAUCAUUGCCAAUCAUUCAAUCGAGCAAUCACUCACUUGGAAGGUAAAGAUUCUGACCAACAAUGGUUUCUGUGAAGUCGGUAUCUAUAAUCCAAUCGAGAAGAUUGCAUAUUUCAUCAAGCCAUCAAGAAAUGAAUUACAAUCAGAUUUACCAGGUAAAUUAACUAUUAUUAUAAUCAUCAUUAUUAUUAAAAGUAAUCUAAUUUUUCAAUUACAAUUUUUCAAAUUAAUCAACCAAGGUGAUAGAUUCGAUACUCAACCAUUUGGAGCUGAAGCUUUCGAGAGUGGAGAUAUUGUAAAGGUCCAAGUCAAUGUCUAUCACAGUGAAGUUGUACCCAAUGAAAGAUUGAUGGAUAUUAUUAUUUUUAAGAAUGAAGACAAUUUGAUUGGAACUGCUUUUACUGGUGUAAAACUUUGUGGUAAAUUCUACCCGAUGGUUGGUGUCAACGAUGAAGGUGAUUCAAUUGCCAUUUGCAAUAACUAG